Messenger RNA from Pichia membranifaciens NRRL Y-2026, 492 nucleotides. RefSeq lists its product as hypothetical. Bases 1 to 492 code for a protein of 163 amino acids. The transcript has a single exon. The record is from RefSeq and is a predicted model, not a curated record. Gene Ontology annotation, biological process: late endosome to Golgi transport; endocytic recycling. Gene Ontology annotation, molecular function: phosphatidylinositol-3-phosphate binding. NCBI's taxonomy places the organism in Eukaryota, Fungi, Ascomycota, Pichiomycetes, Pichiales, Pichiaceae. Gene Ontology annotation, cellular component: early endosome membrane; retromer complex.
AUGACGUCGGCAAACCCGUUCAUCUCGUUCAGCGAGGUGACCGACGGCAGGGGCAAGAAGGAGCACAAGCAGACAUUCGAUGAACUCUACGGAGAGCCGGAGAACUUUUUGGAAAUCGAGGUGAAGAACCCCAUCACGCACGGCAGCAAGUCGUCCAACAUGUAUACGGAUUACGAGAUAGUGUGUAGGACCAACAUCCCGGCGUUUAAGAAGAAGUUUUCCAAGGUGAGAAGGAGGUACAGCGACUUCUACUCCUUCCGCAGCAUUCUCGAGAACGAGACGUCGAGAGUGGUGAUCCCCAAGUUGCCGGACAAGUCCAUCUUCAGCUACUCGAACCGCUUCAGCCCCGAGUUCAUCGAGGAGCGGCGCCACGGCUUGGAGCACUUCAUCAACGUGGUGGCGAGCCACCCGCUCCUACAGACGGGCAGCCGAAGUAUGAUUUGCUUCAUCCAGGACGACGUGUGGGACAAGACGAGGUUCAUCUCGGCCUGA